Drosophila sechellia is the source of this 270-nucleotide messenger RNA. RefSeq names its product TRP channel auxiliary subunit inaF-A (gene inaF-A). The transcript has a single exon. Lineage: Eukaryota; Metazoa; Arthropoda; Insecta; Diptera; Drosophilidae. The record is from RefSeq and is a predicted model, not a curated record. The coding region runs from base 1 to 270 and encodes 89 amino acids.
AUGGCCUCGUCCACUUUGGAUUUGGGUGAAAAGCCGGAGGAAAAUAACGAUGUGCGCCUGCCCAAGGAGCAGCCACCACCAGCCUUUUUCGAAUCGAAGACCUUCCGGAUAAUCUCGAUCUUUCUGUAUAUGGGCGGGAUCAGUGGCCUGGGAAUGGUGCUGGCCCUCUACUAUCUCAUGUUCUUCGACUCCAGCAUGCCGGACAUCCAUCUUAAGUUCCCCGUCUCCAUUGGCGGCCAUCCAGUGCAGAAGGUGCACGAGUACCAGUGA